AGUUGUUUCCACGACUUCACGUCGGUGCAACUUUUUUGUAUCCUAUACCUACGAUGUACUGAAGACUACAACGUCCUCCAAGACAAAAAUGAUGUCGGUAAUGACGCGGCUUGUUGUGGCUCCUCCUUGAUAACGGCGUCGGAUACAGAAAAUACAUUUUCCGGGUAGCUGCAUACAACUACCAUCUACUUGAAAAUCACAGCUGUUGCGUCUGCAUCUUUAUUGUGAAGCGAGCUGCUGAAAGGAGUUCCUUUCGUGUGCAGGACAAGUUGGGCGAAAAGAUAGCAGCAUACAAUUUUUUAGCUUGCAAUUUCUAUUUCAGCACUCGGUUUGAUUUGUUUAUAGCAUAAUUUUCAUCGCACUUAUUGAAGCUUUUGUACACAAAUUUGUAGAAUUUAUUGCUUCACAACUUUCUGUAAGAACCUGUCAGCCUUGCGCUGUCGGAGCACAGUAUCGGAUCGUGGAAAUCCACAGCAUAUCUUCCAGUUCAAUGAAUGUACAGACCAGGUUUGCCUGGAAUCUUCCUGGUGGUGGUGUCCCAAAUUAUUCGAGAGGCCUAUUGUGCGUUGAAAAAAAUAGAUGUAGUUCUAGAUGCACAUUCGAGCUGCGGUAUGUGAAGGUUAUGAUCAUGAUGUUAAUUUUACCUCGGCAUUAAAGUUUGUUGUAUAGUUCUGACGUGGAGGUCUUCCGCCCCGCGUCAGUGUAUGAUUAACAUCGUUUCAAUAUCGUCAUUUUGGAUUUCGGUUUUUACGCAGAAGACGCUAGUUUUAUCCUAGCUGGGCCUCCACCCCCUGACUAUAGUACAACCCUAAGAGGUCGUCCUUUCACUUUCAUCUUGCGGACUGCAGUACACGCCGGCCCGAGCUCCUGCGCGACAAGUACUAGAAUCUUGGUGUCAACUACACUCAGAAGCAAACAGACAAGGUCGCCGGUGGAUCAUGCAGCAAGCCUCGAGGGUCGCCCGCGCCCGCGCGGCAACGUCGGUAACAAGCCGCACGACCAGCACCACCAGCGCAGUAAACAAGAUCGUACUGCUACCAAGAGGCUCCUGCAGCAGCUUUGGGACCACCACCUCUCCUGCACAAGGGCUUGGGCAGCUUCCUGGGAAGAUUGCAAUUGAUGCACUACCUCCAGGACGAUUUGUUGUGGCGCAAAGUAGAAUACUACCUUGCUCACCCGCGACGCCCUCCGUGUCCAGCACAUCAUCUUCAAGUCGUGGCGCUGCAACGUGGUCUACUACGCGUCAAGGGAAGAUAAAAACGGCCGCGAGGCCGCUCGAGCUCGACUCGUUGAGUAGAAGUGCUAGAACAAUGGCCACAUCAUCAACGCAACUCGUCCAGAGCUUGAGCUCCUCGUCCACUUCGUGCAGGAACAGUUCUUCGAGGAGUGGUUCCUCUAGCAGCCUCAGUAGUUGUUGUACCGUCAGCGCGAGAACGACGACGACUUCGAGAGGCUUCGCUUCAGCCUCUCCAACAAGUGGCGCAACCGCCGGGCUCGGGCUAUUCGAGUGCACAACUACUUCACCCCCUCCCCCUCAUUUGUUGUAGUUGGCAUCCACAGCUGCAAGAAUGAAUGCAAGCUCUGGCAACGUUGCAGCUUUAGUACAAGACAACGACUUGAAGUUGUUCGAUUCUAGUGAACUGUUUCGGCUACAACUUCCGGAACGUGUCAUGCAAGCAUUGCCAAGAAGAUGGUGACGACGUGCGGUUCAAAAACAGGUCGUGGACGAUUUGGCACCUUGCAUGACAAACGAGGGGGAGGGUCGGGGGGAGCUGUGCACUUUCAUAUGCGCCACAAGCGACCUAUGACGAACUGCUGGCGAAGGGAAAGAUCAACGAAGACCCGAACCAAAAGGUAUUUUUGGUACAUUCCAUGUAUGCAUUGCAAAUACCGUACUCCUAGUAGUACUUGCAAUACAAAUUAUUUUUGAUGCUUUGUUUCUGUAAAGAAAAAGAUAGACUGACACAGAGGAAUUUAGAACACAUGAAAAUCAGGUAAUCGUGGCGCGACUCGAGGAGCUCGCGGAAAAGAUAAAAGGGUACACGCCAGCGCCCGCUGCCAGCCCUGCGGCGUCGUCACCUCCAGCCAGUGGCAGUGGCGGAGGAGGAUUUUUUGCAAGUUUAUUCGGCGGAGGAGGAGCGGGUACUUGCUUCCGCGGUGACGUUGAGGGAAACUUUAGUGCACUGCUUUUUCACCCAUUUGCAUCCCAAAACAGCGAAAGCGAAAUUAAUACAGGCGUACUUCUUCAUGUUCAUCUUCAUCUUGUCUGAUUCCAAUACUGGAAUGGUGAACGUGAAUCUCAAUCUUUACAACUACAUUCAAAAUAUAUUGAAAAACAGCCAAACCCGAGCCCGCCUCCCCCGCCGGCGCGCCCGAGAAGUUUACCGCCCCGACGGGCCUCUACAUUUGGGGCGGUUGUUAUCCGGGAAAAAAACUUUGUUAGUGUUUGGUCUCUUCAGAGAUGUUGAACAGUGCAAAAUUGUCCGGCUUGGCAGCAGAAAGUUCAUCUGGCUGCGCAGAAAGAUAUUCGUGCCUGAAAUAAAUGCGCUUGAUGAGAAGUGGUGCUCCUGAGUCGUAACACGAUGCAUGGUCAGCAUGAUGGGCCGCGGGAUGAGCUGAUAGAGCGCACUAGCUGUCAGUCUUGCAUGUUGUCUACUACAACUUACUAGCCGCGUCACAGAGACUUCUGACCCUACCUUAGUUUAUGUUUUCUCGUAGGAUAGUCGCGGGUCCGGCAAGUCCUUCCUGAUGGAUUUGUUUUACGACACGCAAACCCACAUUGAGAAGAAGCGGCGCGUGCACUUCCACGAGUGGCUCAUCGAGGUGCACGACCGCCUCCACAAGAAGACCAUCAGCUCUGCCGGGGUGCAUGCCAAGGCGGAUAGUGAAUGGUCGGCCACCGCAGCGAAGGCCCAACGGGAGUCACUGCAAGCCGCCAGCGGGGAUAAUGCUGAGAACAAGGCGGACAUUAUGAACGCCAUUGCGGACGACAUGAUCGAGGAGGCGUGGCUGUAUUGUUUCGACGAGUUUCAAGUCACCCACAUUUCGGACGCCAUGAUUAUGAAGCAGCUCUUUUCGAUCCUCUUCCAAAAGGGCGCGGUCGUAGUCUCCACCAGUAACCGGCCGCCGGAGGAUUUGUACAUUGUUAUGUGCGUAGUUCUUAAAAGAUUAUUUACCGGUCGGUACUUUGCAGUUGAUGUAAGUCGUGGUCUUAAGUUUUCCCGUAGAGAGACAGAGGCAAGCUGCUGGUGCAGCGUCGAACAUCUUUCUUUUGCACGGAACUAACCACAACUAUUUUCGUGUGCUUCAGUCGUUCCUCCACCAACCUGCUCACCACAAAUUUAUGAUUAUCGCCUUGAUCUUCUCCAUCUCAGGUAUCUGAACGGCCUAAACCGGCCGUUAUUCCUCCCUUUCAUCCCUUUGCUGAAAGAGCGCUGCGAGGUCCUGGACAUCGCUUCCCAGACCGACUACCGGCUAAUAACCGACUACGCGGAAGAUGCGUUCCAAGUUUUUUUCUCCCCGAUCGAUGAGAAACAGCGCGGAUUUUUCGACGGCAAGUUCCAUCGGGCGACGAGGGAUCAGGUUUUACAAGAUCAGGAGUUGGAAGUGCAGGGGCGGAAGAUGCACAUCCCAAAGAUGGGCGAGAAGGUGAAGUGCGCGCUUUUCGAUUUCAAGGACCUCUGCGACAAGCCGCUCGGCGCCGCGGACUACAUUUCCAUCGCGAAAACCUUCCACACGGUGUUCAUUGACAACAUCCCGGCGUUGUCAUUGCAGGAGCGCGACCAAUAUCCUGAGUAUAGAAACUACGUCCCAACAAUCCCGGUGUUGUCACUCAGAAUUGCAACUACAGGAAUUUCCAAUCGUGUAGUUUUGGCAUUUGUAAUGCUGCAAACAGCAUAUAACGAGGAGGUUUUGUCAUGCGGCUGCCCUUGCUAUUAACCGGCACUACAAAUAAACAGCGAGAAGCUCCUGCUUGUCAUUCGUGUGCGUGACUCCCAAAACUUCUCGAUUUGUGUUGCAGAGAUCCCAACUUGACUAAUCUGGUGGGGACGUUUUUCCUCAGGAUAGCCAAGUGAGGAGGUUCAUCACAUUGAUCGACAACUUGUACGAACAAAGGACAAAAUUUGUCCUCCUCUCGGAGAUAUCGAACGCAAAUCUUCUUGUGUCUGGGUCUCAGUGUGUAACGCCAGAUUUGUAUCUGAAAGAGAGGACCAGCGACAAAAUCUGUGAUGCACGGAGAGGUGCAGGUGGAGUGGCGAGCUUUUUUGUCGUGCUGCAUGGAGCUUUGUCAUGCUAAAUACGCAUGAAUUCCAAUGCACGACGAGAGCUUGAGGAAAACUUGUCAUGCUGGUAUGUUGCCAUACCAGACCAGAGGCCACCCUGCCAAAUAUAUGCAGGUUCAGGUAAAGUCAGCAACACGAACACACGUCUCAGCUCUCUAGACGCAGACCCAGAUUGAGAAAUUUGGAAUCCAUAGGAGAAGAAAGCGCACGAGAUUUUCACCGUGGAUCCGUCGAUCGAUAAAAAGACGGCGAUUCAGGACGAAAUCUUCGCGUGGGACCGGACGGUUUCCAGGCUCACGGAAAUGUCGUCCCAGGAGUACUUGCGCGAAAGGUCCAGGGAACUCCCGCUCGAGCAGUUUUGGGUAUGAUAGUUAUCUGUUUGACAGAGACGGUAACAGAAGUUGCGAAUGCGAUAGCACGAUUUUUAACACAAGCUGCAAUAUUAAUGAUAAUUUUUUUCCGUGGUCGUCCCUCGGCUUCCUUGCCGCUUUUGCGCGGAGAAGUGAUGAGGUGAUCAUUUAAAUGAGUAGGAUAUAAAAGCACUUCUCCCUCCCACCUCCUCUGCCUCUUCGAAUAGAAGAGCCAGAGUAUGUAUCUCGUCGAAUGCAAACCAAGUACUUUGAAUUAUUAAUCAUCUUCAAGAAUUCACAAUACACCGAUAACAGCACCAGUACGACCUGAAGAAGUACACAGACGAGGAAAUCGACGAGAUAUGGCAGCGGUUUGACGACUAUCCACUGCAAGUAUCUGGGUCUGGAAGAACGCAAGGUUUGUCAUGCAUAUUUUGCAUGACCCAUGAUGCCGGUAAUGCAUGAGCUAGCAUCACAGAUAUUGACAGGGCUUCCUAAUGGCUAUCUCGCAUGACAAAUGCCCUCCCCGCGUAGCACAAACUGGACUCCUCUUGCUGGUCAUGCAGCACAGAUUUUUCUACAAUCCAGAGACAGCAUCACAAGUUCCAAUCUUCCAGACCUAGACAUAUUUGCCAUCCAUAACGACGACUUGUCUGGCGAACUGGACCGCGACGAGAUGGUAAUCGUGCUCCGCGAGAUCCGUGCCUUCCUCGGACACAAGGAAUACAUGAACACAGGUAUUAGUACUACGCCACCAAACUUCUUUCUACAGCCUGAAUUUGGAAAAAAAAAGGCUGAGACGCUUGGUAAAAAUUCAACAGCACUUCUAUGUUCGCUUCCGUCUGUUCUCGCUGCAACAACUGAUGCAGCAGUAGUUCGUGAGGCGAUGUUGCUUUUAGUCUUAUUGUUACUCCGAAAAGCCGCAUCGUGCAUCAGGGGUAGGACGCGCUUCUCGUCACGCAUGAAACCUGCGUUGGGGCUUUGUCCUGUUGCUCAUGCGCGUUCAUUUCUUAGUACUUAUCCAACUGCAAUUAAAUUUUUUUUUUUUUCCAUUCAUACAACACAUCAAACAAACAGACGAAUGGGAGAUGGUUUGGAAGGCGUUUGACACCGACGACUCCGGUUACGUUGACAAGGAUGAGUUCCGCGCGUACGUGAAAAAAUACACCCUGGAAAAGAUGCCGCCGUUUCAAGUUUCCCCCACUGGCGCCGCGCCGGAGCUGAAGGUGUACCAACCAGGCGCAAAACACGUCAGAAAACGCAGUCAACGAGAGCAGCAGGAGCAGCAGCAGCAAGCGGGAAAAUAAGGUGAAGAGGAUCUACACGGCAGACAGUACGAAGUAGAUGACAUACUAAAAGAACAAGAUCCACUUCCACCUUCAUGAUUGGCAUGCUUGGUGCGCUCAUCUUUUACUGAUGAUGAUGAUGUUGUAAGAAAAUAAAUCCACAGUACAAGCAGAACUCGUACUUGAUAAACCGCUUGUUGUCCUCGGCUUCGUGACGUUCAUCAAAAAAAGUACUGCGCAUGCGAAACAUAAACGCGCUCCCGCUUAUUUCCUCAUAACCAUAAGCCAAUCGAAUCGUGACCGCGACUGACGACAAACAUAAUCUCACUGUGGGGAAGAUGAUUACGAAAUUCAAAUCAAUACUACUACUAACCAAUGAAAGAGAAUGUCAAUGUCGACCUCUUCCACGACGACGCGCAUAAUUUGAAGAAGAGAAAACUAUAGCUCAAGAAAACGCGCUUGAGCGGCGACAGAUUACAG
Molecule: messenger RNA, 6399 nt
Organism: Amoebophrya sp. A120
Lineage: Eukaryota; Dinophyceae; Syndiniales; Amoebophryaceae
Source: the annotation of a GenBank genome assembly